CCAGAUUUGUUCAAUGCGCAACCAUGCUCAUCAUCUCGUCUCGCAGCGCGCUGCUGUCCGUCUACUACCCGCAGAUCUUCCUCAUCCUCACCAGCGGUAGCUACCUGGCGAUGUCCUCUGUGGUGGCUCUAGGUGCCAACAUCAUCUGCAACAAAAUACCAGGACUUGCCCCACGCCAGAGGGCCCUCUGUCAGAGUCGUCCCGAUGCCAUCAUCGUCAUCGGCGAAGGUGCCCAGCUGGGGAUCAACGAGUGUCAGUACCAGUUCCGAUACGGCCGCUGGAACUGCUCGGCCCUGGGAGAGAGGACUGUCUUUGGACAAGAGCUGAGAGUAGGCAGCAGGGAAGCCGCAUUCACGUAUGCCAUCACGGCAGCAGGAGUUGCCCAUGCAGUGACCACAGCUUGUAGCCAAGGCAACCUCAGCCAGUGUGGCUGCGACCGCGAGAAGCAGGGCUACCACGACCGGGAGGAGGGCUGGAAGUGGGGGGGCUGCUCGGCUGAUGUGAAGUACGGCGUGGAGUUCUCGCGGCGCUUUGUGGAUGCUCGGGAGAUCAAGAAAAACGCCCGCGUCAUGAACCUGCACAAUAACGAGGCAGGGCGAAAGAUCCUAGAGGAGAGGAUGAAGCUGGAGUGUAAGUGUCACGGCGUGUCGGGUUCCUGCACCACUAAAACCUGCUGGAUCACCCUGCCCAAGUUCAGAGAGAUCGGUUACCUGCUGAAGGAACGCUACAGCGAUGCGGUUCAAGUGGAGCCGGUUCGAGCCUCGCGGCUGCGCCAACCCUCCUUCCUACGACUCAAAGAGGCUCGGGGCUAUCAGAAGCCCACGGACACAGACCUGGUGUAUCUGGAGCGCUCACCCAACUACUGUGAAGAGGACACAGCCACGGGGAGCACAGGGACACGGGGAAGGCUGUGCAACGGCACCUCCACCCUCGCAGACAGUUGUAAUGUGAUGUGCUGUGGCCGGGGAUACAACACGCAUCACUACACGCGCAUCUGGCAGUGCAACUGCAAGUUCCACUGGUGCUGUUUCGUCAAGUGCAACACCUGCAGUGAGAAAUCAGAAGUGUUCACCUGCAAGUGAACACACAGGAAACGCAGAGCUAAAGACAACGAAGGUUGAAGGACCUGGAAAUAUUUAUUUAACAAUUUGCACAUUUUUACAUCCAAUUUUGGAAUUCCUGAAAGAGGAAAAGGAAAAACUAUGCAGGGUUUGGAGAAUUCUGAAGAAAAAAAAAAAGACUGAUUUGAAAACAAAAAACUUUUUUUUUUUUUUUUUUUUGCCUGGGUUUAAAACUGUGGCACAACACGAACUCUGGAGAAAGAUCUGAAAACAACCUCUUGCAAAGAUGGAACUGUACAGGUGUCGUGUCCAACAAGAAAAACAACAAAGACUGUUGUGGGAUUGUUGGAGAAAGGUUUCGUACUGGAAAUGCUAAAACGCUUCAGACUGCCGUGAAAGACGAGGGACUCCUGAUGAAGACUGAGAGACGGCAGUGGAAUACUUGUAACUGUAUGCUCACACUGUAUUCUGU
Labrus bergylta (ballan wrasse) is the source of this 1533-nucleotide messenger RNA. RefSeq names its product wingless-type MMTV integration site family, member 7Ba (gene wnt7ba). Gene Ontology annotation, cellular component: extracellular region. Gene Ontology annotation, biological process: neuron differentiation; cell fate commitment; multicellular organism development. The record is from RefSeq and is a predicted model, not a curated record. NCBI's taxonomy places the organism in Eukaryota, Metazoa, Chordata, Actinopteri, Labriformes, Labridae. Gene Ontology annotation, molecular function: frizzled binding; cytokine activity.